CGGCUAUCCUCUGCACGUGUUUUUGUUUUGACUUUGUGCCUUCUGCCUGUCCCAGAAAGAAAAAGAAAAAUCGUGCAAAAUGUGUGAAGAAAACAUUAAAUUAGGUGAUUAUAUUGUAAUUCAACGACAGAAAUACACAAAGUUGUACAAGUUUACUGGAAAAACUGCAGUAGCCGUUUUGGGUAAGCAGAAAAUAGACUUGUCCAGCAUUGAGGGUCUGCCCUAUUUCUCGACAUUCCGAAUGAUGCCCCAGAAUGGGGAUAAAAGUGGAGUUUUCAAAUUGGAAAUUUGCACAAAUCCUCAUGACAUCAAGGAGUCUAUCUCCAUAGACAAAAGUGGAACAGACAAUAGAGAUAUUUUGGAUGAUGGAAGAUCUCAGGUGCUGACUGAGGAUGAGAUUAAGAAUCUCAGGGAAACUUGUGAGACAUCGACAGAGAUUGUCGAGCACCUCGUGGACAAUUCAAAGACUUUCAAUUCCAAGACAGAAUAUGCCCAAGAGAAGUAUUUGAGGCGAAAGGAAAAGAAGUAUUAUGAGUAUGUGCAGAUCCGGAAGCCAUCGGUGAGGCUUAUCUUUGACAUCUAUUUUCGCCAAGAUCCAGACAAGAUGAUGAACAUGCGAAUGGAUACUCUUUCGCAAAUAAUCUCAUAUUCUGGCAUCUGUAGCACUGGACAGUACAUGGUUUAUGAAUCUGGAACUAAUGGGAUAUGCCUAGCAGCAUUUCUCAACUCAAUGGGCGAUGCUGGAGAUUCCCACAUCGUUUAUGUCCACCAGGGAAAUGUUCCGCACAAGCAAGCUGUCUUGGCGUUGAAUUUUCCAGAGUCCUACAAUGAAAAGUACACACCGGUCAACAUUUACUCUGUCCUGAGACAUUUUUACCAAAAGGACUCUACUUCGGACGUGGCUAAGGCCGAAGACACCGAACCGGAACCCAAGAAAGUAAAACUGGAAGAUGAAGAGAAGAAGAAAUGGGAACUGGAGAAUACCAAAGCAUGUUCAAUUAUGAGGCAAAAAGUGGACUCUUUGGUCAUUGUGGCCAAAGAACAUCCUACAGCAAUCUUCAAGGAACUAGUUCAAUUUGUACGUCCCGGACGACCUUUUGUCAUCUACAGUCCUUACCAAGAAAUUGCAACUGAAUGCUUUACAGAAUUGAAAGCUAAUCAGCCUGUUCUCAACGUUAGAAUCUACUCCAGCUUCCUCAGAACCUACCAAGUUCUCGCUGAUCGAACACAUCCGGACGUGAGUAUGAAUGGCAAUUCUGGAUUUAUAAUUUGUGGAUAUGUAAUAAAUCAAAAUACUGAAUGAAUACAUAUUAUAUUUUUAUUCCAUC
This is a messenger RNA of Phlebotomus papatasi, 1328 nucleotides long. RefSeq names its product tRNA (adenine(58)-N(1))-methyltransferase non-catalytic subunit TRM6 (gene Trmt6). Lineage: Eukaryota; Metazoa; Arthropoda; Insecta; Diptera; Psychodidae. Bases 80 to 1303 code for a protein of 407 amino acids. Gene Ontology annotation, biological process: tRNA methylation. The record is from RefSeq and is a predicted model, not a curated record. The transcript has a single exon. Gene Ontology annotation, cellular component: tRNA (m1A) methyltransferase complex; nucleus.